GUGGUGGCUGAGCUGCCGAUGGGGCAUGGAGGGAGAGGAGGAGGAGGAGGAGAGCGCGCGCGUCUUCUCGAGCUACCCAGCCGUCCGGCGUGUCAGCAUUGCAGUGGAUGAGACUAACGUCCUGCCGGGGGCUCUGCAGCUGAUCCGAACGCUGAGACCACAAUGGGAGACGGAGCGAGUCAAAACCAAGCUCUUCACUGAAGGCAUCACCAACAAGCUAAUGGCUUGUUUCACAGAUGAGAACAUGAGAGAUGCGGUCCUAGUGCGGGUCUAUGGCAGGAAAACAGAACUCAUUGUGGACCGAGCAAAUGAGCUGAGAAAUUUCCAAGUCCUUCAGGACAACGGCUGUGCCCCCAAUCUCUUCUGCACUUUUGAGAAUGGAUAUUGCUAUGAGUUCAUGUCAGGGAAGGCUCUGGGACCAGAACAUAUCCGGCAGCCAAAUAUGUUCAGGCUAGUAGCCCAGGAGAUGGCAAAAAUGCACAAGAUUCACACCAAUGGGAGUCUCCCCAAGCCCUGUCUUUGGCACAGACUGUACAAGUACUUUAAUAUUGUGAAAACUGAGUUUGCCAGAAAGGCAUCAAAUUCCAGCUUCCUUCAAGAAAUGCACAUUCCUAGCCUAGAGGUGUUAGAAGAAGAGAUUCACUGGAUGAAAGAACAUCUCUCCCAGCUUCGAUCUCCAAUAGUCUUCUGCCACAAUGACCUUUUGAGCAAGAACAUCAUCUACAACAAAGCAGAAGGUCAUGUCCGGUUCAUAGAUUAUGAAUACACUGGCUACAAUUAUCAAGCAUAUGACAUUGGGAAUCAUUUUAAUGAAUUUGCAGGGCUCAAUGAAGUCGAUUACAGCUUAUAUCCCUGCAAGGAAGUCCAAUUGCAAUGGCUGAGGUACUACUUGCACUCUUACAAGAAAUUAAGCCAAGAGGACCAGGGAGAAGGAAACAAAAGCAGAGGAGGGAGUGGAGCAGUGUCUGAAGAAGAACUGGAGAGUCUCUAUGUGCAAGUGAACCAGUUUGCUUUGGCUUCCCAUUUUCUGUGGGCUUGCUGGGGCCUGAUCCAAGCCCAGUUCUCUACCAUAGACUUUAAUUUUGCCAGGUACGCAGACAUAAGAUUUAAGCAGUACUUUAAAACAAAACCUGUGGUGACAUCCCUCCAAAUGUCCAAGUGAGGUUAAAAUCCAAAGAGUCUUCUGGUUCUCGAGAUUCCACUCUUAUUUUCUCUGGUGUAGAGCACCUGCCACCCUCUCCUCCUGCAGUGCUGAGUGGUCAGACAUCAUGAAACAGGUCUGGGAAAGAAAAGCACACCUUCCACAAAGCCAAAAAAAUUCAACAAAGCCCGUGAACUUGGCUGUGCCAUCCACGGAUCACCUGUCACGUGUUGGUUUCAGAAGGUGAUGUUAGGACAUGGCUGCUGGCAAGAGAUUCUGGGGCACAUGCAGGAAAGAUUCAAGGGCUUCUGGCUUAAUAGGUGGGUGGCCAAUAGGGGAGAAGGUUUGCUUAGAGAUCUGUAUAGCCUUGAAGGUUAUUGCUGGAUGACACCUUUGUUCCUUGGCCAGAAGAAAGAAAACUGACAAGAGUUUUGUUUUUGCUUUUCAAGAAAAGAACAUGGGAUUCUGGUCUUUUGGUUUGUCAGAAUGGAGGAGGAACCAUAGCUGCUCUUUACUACACUGAAAGAAUCCAUUUGAGGCCUGCUCCACUCUCCACAUGUAUGGGUGGACAGAAUAUCCAUAUGUCUUAAAAGAUUAAGACCCCAAAACUGGAAUAAAUAUUCCCACACACAUCAG
Python bivittatus (Burmese python) is the source of this 1777-nucleotide messenger RNA. It is a transcript of the gene ETNK2, whose product is annotated as ethanolamine kinase 2. Gene Ontology annotation, cellular component: cytoplasm. NCBI's taxonomy places the organism in Eukaryota, Metazoa, Chordata, Lepidosauria, Squamata, Pythonidae. The record is from RefSeq and is a predicted model, not a curated record. Gene Ontology annotation, molecular function: ethanolamine kinase activity. Gene Ontology annotation, biological process: phosphatidylethanolamine biosynthetic process.